Molecule: messenger RNA, 3158 nt
Organism: Metopolophium dirhodum (rose-grain aphid)
Lineage: Eukaryota; Metazoa; Arthropoda; Insecta; Hemiptera; Aphididae
Product: serine/threonine-protein kinase polo-like
Exons: 9
Coding region: 567-2324 (585 amino acids)
Biological process (GO): mitotic cell cycle; protein phosphorylation; regulation of cytokinesis
Cellular component (GO): nucleus; spindle pole; centrosome
Molecular function (GO): ATP binding; protein serine/threonine kinase activity; protein binding
Source: RefSeq, a predicted model, not a curated record
GCUCGCGCAGUGAUCGUUGUCGCACAGCGCUUGGUGGUUACUGACGGUGCAGUGGGCGGUGUGCUGCAUGUUUGCAAACGUAUAUUUCAAUUUAACGGUUAUUUUCAUAACGUCUCGUUCCGCGACCGGUGCCCGUUGUCCGUCGUCCGAUAAACCCGUCUACACGAGUUACGACCGUUUGCCGCCGCUGACCAUCACCAGACAGUUCUGUCCGCCGACUUUUGUCGUUCGACGUGCGCUCCAACACACGCACACAGCCACAUAACCUAUGCACCUCCACCCCCGGGGACUGCCGUUUUUACUGGUUCCCGCCGCCUAAUCAAACAAAAGUCAAAACCGUAUUGUUAUUAUUAUUAUUAUUAUCAUCGUCAACAUCGUCAAUUCUCCAAUCGUCGCAACGGCUACAUAAAUCUUAUUUUAUUUACGUGUUGCGUUUCUGAAUCUUCGUGUGUUAACGUCUCCAGCCGCCGCUUACCCAGUAGUCGGUACACUAGUGUUGGCGGUGAUCGUAAAGUGCUUGCCAGUCACUUCGGACGAGAAACGGUAUUUGAUCGACAAUAGCCAACAUGUCGUCCAGACCAAAAGAAGAAGAGGUGCGAAUCCCGGACGUAAUUUUCGACAACAAGACCAACAAGAAGUAUCAAAAGGGCAGUUUUCUCGGAAAGGGAGGUUUUGCAAAAUGUUAUGAAAUUGUUGAUAUGAAAACCAAAGAAAUCUUCGCUGGGAAAAUUGUUUCUAAAAAAUAUCUAUUGAAACACAAUCAAAAAGAUAAAAUGACACAAGAAAUACAUAUUCACAAGAUGUUAAAACAUAUAAACAUAGUUACUUUUCAUAGUUUCUUUGAGGAUAAUGACUUUGUUUAUAUAGUUUUGGAACUUUGCCGUAAAAGGUCCAUGAUGGAACUGCAUAAGAGAAGAAAAACUCUUACAGAACCUGAAACACGAUACUAUGUAUUUCAAAUUCUUGAAGGCACAUUAUAUUUACAUAACCAGGGCAUUAUUCACCGUGAUCUGAAGUUAGGAAAUCUAUUUUUAAAUGAUGAAAUGGAAGUGAAAAUAGGAGAUUUGGGCUUAGCUGCUAGAAUUGAAUACGAUGGACAGCGUAAAAAAACAUUAUGUGGCACUCCAAACUAUAUCGCUCCAGAAAUUCUUAGCAAGACUGGUCAUAGUUUUGAAGUUGAUGUUUGGUCCAUAGGUUGUAUAAUGUAUACACUGUUGGUUGGCAAACCACCAUUUGAGACAAACUCUCUAAAAGAAACAUAUGCUAGAAUUGCACGAUGUGAUUACAGUUUACCUCCCCAUUUAAAUAAAAAUGCCAGUUCAUUAAUUAAUAAAAUGCUUCAAUAUGAUCCUAAAAAACGUCCGUGUGUUAAUGAUAUAAUGAAAGCUGAUUUCUUUACUACUGGUUAUAUGCCUAAAAAAUUGCCUGCGUCAUGUCUUACAAUGGCUCCUCGUUUUGAUUCAAUCAAUUACAGAGAAUCAAUUUCUAAUCGCAGACCACUCAAUGGUAAUUAUUUAAUCGAACUCAAUAGCCCGAAAGCCGCUAUCAUCAAAGUUGCUACAAAACCUCAAGAUCCGGUUAAUAAAUUACCAAUGUUUAAUAUUCCAAACAAACCUACUACUGGAAAUGGAGUAUCAUCUAAUGACUGCAAAGAAUAUAUGAUGUCCCUUGAAAAAGAAUUGGGAAAUUUAUUAAAAUCUAAACCAUCCAUGAAAGGAAUGAAAAAUAUGGAGGAAAACACUGAUCCUGCUGCGCAGCCUCUUAUUUGGGUUAGUAAAUGGGUCGACUAUUCCGAUAAAUAUGGAUUUGGAUAUGAGUUGUCUGAUGAUUGUGUUGGUGUUAUGUUCAAUGAUUUUACCAGAAUAGUACUUUUAGCCAAUCUAAAAGAUGUUCAUUACAUAGAAAGAAGUGGUUCUGAACAAUACCAUACAACUGAUCAUACCCCACCUGCAUUGGAAAAAAAAAUGAAGUUAUUAAUGUACUUCAGACGGUAUAUGAAUGAUCAUCUCAUUAAAGCUGGUGCUGAUAUAUUAGCUAAAGACGCAGACCAAUUGAGUCGUACACCAUAUAUGUACCAGUGGUAUAGAUCUACUUCAUCAGUUAUUAUGCAACUUACUAAUGGCACUUUACAAAUCAAUUUCACAGAUCAUACUAAAGUAAUAUUGUGUCCAUUAAUGAAUGCUGUAACCUUCAUUGAAAAUAAUGUAUUCCGUACAUACCGUUUUAAUACAAUUGCUGAACAUGGCUGUAGCCCUGAAUUAGGGAAAUGCUUGGAAUAUGCUCAUAAGAAAAUUGGUUCAAUAUUAAAAGAUAGCCCAGUUUAAUUUACUUGAAAAUGACGAGUAUAUUUGAUUUAUAGUUAUGAUAAUUAAUGAAAAACCAGUAUGUUAAAAGAGCUAUAUUUAAGAUUGUAAAUAGUUACUAUUAUUUUUUUUAUUUCUCAAUAUUAAUAUUAAAUCAUAAAUUCAAAUAGUUUCAUUUAUAAUUAUUUUUAUUAUUUCUAUUUUGUGAUUUUUGUUAUUUAGAAAACUAUUAUUUCAUCAAAAUAUAAGUACUUAAGAUCAAUACAAUUAGUUAAAUUUCACGCACAUCCAAUGUUGUUUUUCAUUGGUUGCAUUAAAAAAGACAAUAUUAAGGAAGAUCUUAGUAUAACUUUUUCAUUUUAACUUAUUUUAUAUUUGAAAUAAGCUAUGCUUUUAAGCAUAUUAUAUUAAGAUUUAUUUUAAAUUUUGUGGUUAUUUUCCAAUAAAAACUGUGUUCAAGAGUAACUCAAUUAUUUUUGAUAACUAAUUGAACAAUUUAUACUUAAUCAUUUUCUGUUUUACUUACAUAAAUAAGUAUUAUUAUUAGUUUUGAUUUUGUUUCAUGAUGAUAUAUUAUGUUUUUUCAACCAUAUAUUUUAGUUCUGUAACUUAUAAUUAUAUUUUUUUCAAUCUUAAUUUGUAUUGAAAAUUGUGUUACAAGUUUAUAUAACACCUGACAACAGUUAACUUAAUUCCAUAAAUAGACAAAUUUUAUCAUGAGGCCAGGUCAAGCCAAUUAAUAUUAAAUGACAUAUUUGUAAAUAAUUUUUUCUAUAGUAUAAUAGUUAUAAGAUUUUAAAAUUUAAAACCUUUAUCUUAAUGAAAUUAUAAAACAAUAAAUAUUCUACAUUAUCA